Molecule: messenger RNA, 2771 nt
Organism: Sphaerodactylus townsendi
Lineage: Eukaryota; Metazoa; Chordata; Lepidosauria; Squamata; Sphaerodactylidae
Gene: CCDC50
Product: coiled-coil domain containing 50
Exons: 12
Coding region: 1-2001 (666 amino acids)
Cellular component (GO): cytoplasm
Molecular function (GO): ubiquitin protein ligase binding
Source: RefSeq, a predicted model, not a curated record
AUGCCGCGGAGAAGCGUGCGGGAGGCCCCUCCCCCGCUCACCUUGGUUGGGAGCGAAAGGGGCGGGGGGCGACGAGGGGGGGCGGCCCCGCCCCCGCGAGGGGAGGGGAGGGGAGGGGAGCGCCGGGCGGGGUCUGGCGGAGGAAGGGGGCCGGGGCGGGGCGCGCCCGGGGGCUUACUCGCGAGUAGACCAGCGGCGGGGCUCACUCCGGAGUCGCGCCCGCCCUCCCUCCCUCCCUCCCUCGCGUCCAGUUCCGGGCUGGAGCGCAGUUCGAGCCCCGGGGCCGCCAUGGCCGAGCUGGGCAUCGACCAGUCCAAGCUGCCGGGCGUCAAGGAGGUUUGCCGGGACUUUGCCAUCCUAGAGGACCAUUCGUUGGCUCACAACCUGCAAGAACAGGAAAGUAAGUCCUGUCAGUCGAGCACCACUUGGCAACCAACAUUCAGCGCAACCGCCUGGUCCAGCAUGACUUGCAGAUGGCCAAGCAGCUGCAGGAAGUUCCUGAAGCUCAGCGUUUCAGGGCGCCACAAAAACAUAGAGCGGCAGGACUGCGAGAUCGCUCAGGAAAUCCAAGUCAAGCUGGUCAUUGAAGCAGAGCAGCGGCGGCGUCAGGAAGAGGAUGACGAGGAUAUCGCUCGGAUUCUGCAACAGAAGGAGCUGCAGGACGAGGAGAAGAAGAAGAGGAAGAAACCGCCCCUCCUGGCCGAGCCUUUGAGGCCCAGUCCUUAUGAAGAAGGCCGCUACCCAGACGGCAGAGAGGAACUGAGGCGCAGCCCCCAGGGGUGGGCCACUGAGCCAUCUAGGCCUCGGCAAUCCCAGCAGCCCAGAGACCACCGGAGGGGGCCUCCUCUUGGGCUGGAGGGGCUCGACCUGGAAGUCCUGGGGAGCUCUUCUGAAGUGACCAAGGCCAGAGAUGGCCAGAGGCGCAACAGGGAGAGGCGGGACAAGAAACCAGGCCACGGGGAGAAACCUUGGAGGCCCCCCCUGGACACGGAGGAAGAUGAAGAUGUCAGCCGGGGCCACAGUGGCAGCAGGGAAUACAGGGAGAGGAAGGCAGGCGGCCAGGAGGGAACUCGCACCUCCGCCCCCCUUAUUCUGGACGGGGAGGGAGACCACGCUGUCCGGGGCCACAGGGGGCGGAACGAGAGGCAGCCACGGAGCCGAGAGAGGCCCCCGAGAUCGCCCCCUCGCCUCCUGGACUGGGAAGCCGAGGAGCGCGGCAGGAGGCGGCAGGAGCACCGGGAGGGCCGCUCGCCCGGCUGGGAGAAGUCUCUGAGGCCGCCUGGUCUGGCUGCCGACACAGAAGACCGGAUUUUGGAACGGAGUGGCAGACAGAGCCAUUCGCCAAGCUCAGCCUACCACGGGCUCUCCCGGGAGGGCCCGCUGUCCCCGAGGGCCCCCCGUAACCCCCAAUUCCAGGACACAGAAGAGCCCCACCCUCGGCGAGACCACAGGAGGGAUGUGGAAAGAGAAGGGGAGAGAGCGGAUCGCAGGGCAAGGACGUCUCCCUCCUCGACUCAUAGGGAGUGCUGGGAAAUGGACCGAGGACACUAUCAGAUUCCAGUGACAAAAUCCAAGGGAACGAAAGAAACCGCGUACCACAAACCCCGCGUAGCCGCCCAGGACGUGGAGCUCUAUGAUGCCGAGAUGGCCCGGAAGAUGCAGGAGGAAGAGCUGUUGGCCAGCCAUGUGGACAAGAGAGCAGCUCAGGUGGCCCAGGAUGAGGAAAUCGCUCGUCUCCUGAUGGCGGAAGAGAAGGCGGCUUACAGGAAAGCCAAGGAGCGAGAGAAGUCCUCUUUGGAGAAAAGGAGGCCGGACCAAGACUGGAAGCACGAUACGCAUGAACUGGUGCGCCCGCGGUCCAGAGAAGGCCACGAAACACACCGACACAGGAAUGACAAACCGACACGGCCGCCGCCGCCUGCCUCGGAGGACCUGGGUCACCUGGCCAAUCUAGGCUCCAAGCCGGAAGCUUCUCAUAAAGGUUACCACUACAAGCAGUAGGCCAACUGGACUUAGCAACAACUGAUACUGACUGACUGUCUUCUGUAGCAGCUACGACUGGAAUACGUGUGGGGGGGUCUCUGGGGGCCUUUUCUCCGGGGGUCCUGGCAGCCAGGCGGCCUCCGUGCGCGGACAGUGCCUCUGUUUCUUCCGCCUGUGGGUCUCUUCCUCUCCCUUGGGGCUUCUCUCUCGGGGCCGGGCAGUGAAAUCUGGCUUCGAUGCAGCCCCCCUGCCCCCCUCCUUCCUAGCCAAGCAGAAUUUCUCGGGUUGCCUAAUUGGCGCUUGGACCUUUGUGGCAUCUUCCAGGGCCUCUCCUCUUUUGCUGGUCCCCAAAAGUUUCCUUUUGUUUCUGAACGUGUGUGUGUGUGAGAGAGAACAGGGCAGAGCAGGAACCGGCAGACGUUCCUUUGAGUGGAGUCGUGCGAUGGGGUCAGGUUGUGGGGGAGAAACAUGGGGUACCACCUCCCCUGAACGUGCUGAUUGGUUGCCUCUGGGGCAGGGUGGCCCCCAGCCCCUUUGCAACCCUCUCUGGGUCAGCUGAUGACCUCCGGGUUUUCAUGAUGGAACUGUUGUGGACAUUUUCCAUUUUGGGCUCAAGCACUGGGACUUCCCGUGUGUUUGCCAACAUGUAAAUUGUACCGGAGGAGCAGUGGAGGAAUCUCAACACAGUGAAGAAGAGUUGGAUUUAUAUCCCCCCUUUCUCUCCUGUAAGGAGACUCAAAGGGGCUUACAAUCUCCUUCCCCCCCCCCCCACCCCAAAACAAACACCC